CAACACUGUCUACUGUCUACCACCUCUUACACGAGUGUGUCACGCGGAUUGUUGCCUUUCCUGUAAGAUGCCCAGGAAACGAAGGAAUAGAGCCGUAACAGAGUGAACCCAUUGCGCCGUUACAAACGAACCCUUUCUGCACCCCACAAUGCUCACGAGUCGGCGUGUCCCACCUGAUUGACUACACUUAUCGGCGAGCUGCGUGGUCUGCGAUAAGUCUGUAAGACUGUUUGUCACCCUUUCGUUUUCUCCUUCCUACAUCUCGGCCUUGCUGCUUUCAUAUUUGCUCCUGGUUCUGUCGCUGUCCUUGUGUCUCUGGCGCAUUUGCUUUUGCGGAACAGACAGGAAGCAGCAAUCAAUGAUAAGAUAGUCACACCGGGAGGAAGAGGCAGCGGUCGCGGAAUUGAAGACCGGCCGUUAGGAACGAUAUGGCGCCUGGUCUCAUUGAACCACAACCAGCAGUCGAGCCAGCAAGCCAAAGGAAUCUGUCCUCGGUCACGGAAACGUUUGACGAUACUAUCCGCUUCUAUCUAAAUGGCACCAAAGUCGUCCUGGAUACCGCAGACCCUGAGGUUACUCUGCUGGAGUACUUGCGCGGCAUAGGCUUGACAGGCACAAAGCUCGGCUGCGCAGAAGGAGGAUGCGGUGCUUGCACGGUCGUCGUUUCGCAGUAUAACCCAACCACAAAGCAAAUCUACCACGCCUCAGUCAAUGCUUGCUUAGCGCCGCUGGUCAGCGUGGAUGGCAAGCACGUCAUCACUGUUGAAGGUAUUGGCAAUGUCAAGAACCCACACCCUGCUCAGGAGAGGAUAGCGAAGGGCAAUGGCAGCCAGUGUGGUUUUUGCACGCCUGGCAUAGUCAUGAGUCUGUACGCUCUCCUGCGGAACAAUGAGAACCCUUCAGAGCAUGAGAUUGAAGAAGCAUUCGACGGCAAUCUCUGUAGAUGCACCGGCUAUCGUCCGAUUCUGGAUGCCGCUCAAUCCUUUGGCGCUACGAAGGGUUGUGGUAUGUCGAAAGCGAAUGGCGGCAGCGGAUGUUGCAUGGAGAACGGCGCCAAUGGUACGAAGGGUUGCGGCAAAAACGGCGCGAAUGGCGAUGAUCAGCCUAUCAAACGUUUCACUCCACCUGGCUUCAUCGAGUACAACCCAGACACGCAGCUCAUCUUUCCACCGGCCUUACGAAAGCACGAGUAUAAGCCACUCGCCUUCGGCAACAAGCGAAAGCGAUGGUACAGACCUGUCACUCUGAAGCAGCUCCUCGAGAUAAAGAGCGUCUAUCCUUCAGCGAAGAUCAUUGGAGGCAGCACGGAGACGCAGAUCGAGGUGAAGUUCAAGGCUAUGCAGUAUACGGUCUCCGUCUACGUAGGAGACAUUGCAGAGCUGAGAGGCUACACCUUUGCAGAUGACCACGUUGAGAUUGGCGGGAACGUCACACUCACCGAUUUAGAAGACCUGAUGCGUAAGGCGGUUGACCAGUAUGGCAAAGAUCGAGGGCAGCCAUUCGCAGCCAUCCUGAAGCAGAUCAGGUACUUCGCAGGGCGACAGAUCCGCAACGUUGGCACCCCCGCAGGCAAUCUAGCGACAGCAUCACCUAUAUCCGAUCUGAACCCCGUCUUCGUCGCGACAAACGCUGUGCUUGUGGCAAAGAGUCUGGACGAGACGACUGAGCUGCCAAUGUCCGAGUUCUUCAAGGGCUAUCGUCUAACAGCGCUCCCGCCGGAUGCGAUCAUUGCCAGCAUUCGCAUCCCCGUCUUCCGGGAGAAAGGAGAGUACAUGCGCGCAUACAAGCAGGCCAAGCGGAAAGACGACGACAUUGCCAUCGUCAACUCGGCGUUGCGGGUCCGGCUCGGUGAAGACCAUAUCGUUGAAGACUGCACUCUGGUGUAUGGCGGUAUGGCGCCGAUUACCAUCGCAGCGAAGAAAGCGACGGAGUACCUGCACGGCAAGAAGUUCAGCGAUCCGAAGACUCUGGAGGGCGUAAUGAAUGCGCUCGAGCAGGACUUCGAUCUCCGCUUCGGCGUGCCUGGCGGCAUGGCAACGUACCGCAAGUCUCUGGCGCUCGGCUUCUUCUACCGCUUUUACCACGACGUGCUGUCCCAGCUCAACCCAGAAGAUAGUGCGGUCGACCGGCAAGCGCUUGAGGAGGUCGAGCGUGACAUCAGCCAGGGCCGCAAAGACCACAAAGCUGGCGAGGCUUACGAGCAGAAGAUCCUUGGCAAAGAGCAACCGCAUGUCGCGGCGCUCAAGCAAUGCACGGGAGAGGCACAGUACCUGGACGAUAUGCCUGUGCAGAAGAACGAGCUCUACGGGUGCCUUGUGCUCUCCACCAAGGCUCACGCGAAGAUCUUGUCAGUCGAUCAUACUCGAGCGCUCGACAUACCCGGCGUGGUUGACUGGGUAGAUCACACGGACCUACCAAACGCGGAAGCGAACUGGUGGGGUGCUCCCAACUGUGACGAGUUGUUCUUCGCAGUCGACGAAGUCUUUACAGCGGGUCAGCCCAUCGGUAUGGUUCUCGCUACGUCGGCCAAGAUUGCUGAGGCUGGCUCGAGGGCGGUGAAGGUCGAUUACGAAGAUUUGCCAGCCAUCUUCACCAUCGAGGAGGCUAUUGCAGCAGGCAGCUACUUCGACCACUACCGCUAUAUACACAACGGCGACGUAGAGAAGGCGUUCAAAGAAGCCGAUCAUGUGUUCACUGGCGUAGCCAGGAUGGGCGGGCAAGAGCACUUCUACCUGGAGACUAACGCCGCUCUGGCGAUCCCCAAGCCCGAAGACGGUGAGAUGGAAAUCUGGUCAUCCACGCAGAACCCAAGCGAGACGCAAGCGUACGUUGCUCAGGUGACCGGCGUAGCGGCGAAUAAGGUCGUGUCCAAGGUCAAGCGUCUCGGCGGUGGGUUUGGCGGCAAGGAGACGAGAAGUAUUCAGCUCGCCGGCAUCUGCGCGACCGCCGCAAAGAAAGCCAAACGGCCAGUGCGGUGUAUGCUCAACCGCGAUGAAGAUAUCUUAACGAGUGGGCAGAGGCAUCCCUUCUUGGCACGUUGGAAGGUCGCUGUCAACAAAGACGGCAUGCUCCAAGCACUGGAUGCAGAUGUCUUCAACAACGGCGGCUGGAGCCAAGAUUUGAGCGGUGCUGUCGUGGAUCGAGCACUAAGUCACUGCGAUGGCGUCUACCGCUUCCCAGCUGUCCACGUCAGAGGCCGCAUCUGCAGGACGAACACCGUCUCCAACACCGCCUUCCGCGGCUUUGGUGGCCCUCAAGGGAUGUACAUCGCCGAAAGCUACAUGGAAGAAGUUGCCGACCAGCUCGGCAUGCCCGUGGAGAAGCUGCGUGAAAUCAACAUGUACAAAGCGGACGAAGAAACCCACUUCCGCCAAUCGCUCAAAGACUGGUACGUCCCGCUGAUGUGGCAGCAAGUCCGCUCCGAAUCCCGCUACGAAGAACGCAAGCGCGAGAUCGAAGCCUUCAACGCGAGCAGCAAGUGGAAGAAGCGCGGCCUCGCCAUCAUCCCGACCAAAUUCGGCAUCUCCUUCACCGCCCUCUUCCUCAACCAAGCCGGCGCGCUCGUGCAUAUCUACCACGACGGCAGUGUGCUCGUCGCCCACGGCGGCACGGAAAUGGGUCAAGGCUUGCACACGAAGAUGACGAUGAUCGCAGCCGAAGCGCUGCAAGUCCCGCAAGAGAACGUCUACAUUUCCGAAACCGCCACGAACACGGUAGCCAACACCUCCUCCACCGCCGCCUCCGCCUCCUCCGACCUAAACGGCUACGCAAUCUGGAACGCCUGCUCCCAACUAAACGAACGCCUCGCCCCUUACCGCGAAAAACUCGGGCCCGAGGCAACCAUGAAAGACCUCGCGCACGCAGCCUACUUCGACCGCGUCAACCUCUCCGCCAACGGCUUCUACAAAACCCCCCAGAUUGGGUACGUCUGGGGACCGAACACGGGACAAAUGUUCUUCUACUUCACCCAAGGCGUCGCGGCCGCCGAGGUGGAAAUCGACACACUCACGGGGGACUGGACGUGCCGACGGGCAGACAUCAAAAUGGACGUCGGUCGCUCCAUCAACCCGGCCAUCGAUUACGGCCAGAUCGAAGGCGCCUUCGUGCAAGGCAUGGGUCUCUUCACGCUGGAAGAAUCGCUCUGGCAUCGCGCGAGCGGGCAGAUCUUCACGCGCGGGCCGGGCGCGUACAAGAUCCCGGGUUUCCGCGACAUACCGCAGGAGUUCAACGUGAGUCUGUUGAAGGACGUGAAUUGGGAGAAUCUCCGCACGAUUCAGCGGAGCAGGGGUGUGGGCGAGCCGCCGUUAUUCCUGGGGAGUUGCGUGUUUUUCGCUAUCCGGGAUGCGUUGAAAGCGGCGAGGAAGGAGUGGGGGGAGGAGGGCACGUUGAAUUUGCGGAGCCCGGCGACGGUGGAGAGGAUUAGGAUUAGUUGUGCGGAUCCGUUGGUGAAGAGGGCGGAGGUGAAGGCGGAGGAGGGGGAGAAGAGCUUCUUUAUUAGUAUCUAG
Baudoinia panamericana UAMH 10762 is the source of this 4505-nucleotide messenger RNA. RefSeq lists its product as uncharacterized. Bases 429 to 4505 code for a protein of 1358 amino acids. The transcript has a single exon. The record is from RefSeq and is a predicted model, not a curated record. Lineage: Eukaryota; Fungi; Ascomycota; Dothideomycetes; Mycosphaerellales; Teratosphaeriaceae. Gene Ontology annotation, molecular function: xanthine dehydrogenase activity; iron ion binding; 2 iron, 2 sulfur cluster binding.